UAAUUAAAACCAAAAAAAAAAAAAAUGACCACGUCGUUUGCUCAAUUAUUUCGUCAUUCACGACUUGCUACCUAUGAUCGUGGAAUUCAACAAGUGUAUACAACACCCAUGAAGCAGAAACAAAUUGGCAACUGGGGCUUAAAACGUAAUUUACCUACCGUGAUCCGCACCAAACAUCUCACAGUCGGCGCCUUGGAUACGUCUGAACAUCAAACACCUUGGGAGUCUGGUGAGAGCCAAGUGUUAUUUGUCAAGCGUUGGAAGGAAAAUUUCCCCAACUCUCACCCACCUGCUCCUCGCUCUGAAGAGAUCUUACACAACAUUGCCAGUAUGACCCCUGCCGAAUUCAACCGAUUCCUUCGUCAUUCACAAAAGAAGGCUGCCGAGUUCCAAGAAGCAGUUGCCAAGAAGGAAAUGGUACCUGAACAAGUCUAUGAUUUCUUAUCUGUCAACUUUACCGAAGCCGAAAAUGAAAAGAUGAAUGGCGUGGUUGGCCCCACUUAUUCUGAACAUCAAGUAGGUUGGGAUUACCCCGUACAGGGACGUAUUUUGAACGCAGAUAGACAAGGAUAUGUGGUAGGUAUUGGUGGUGUUACUGCUACAUUACCUAAGCGUAGUGCAAUGGGUCUCCGUAACAGUGGUGAUCGUAGAGUACGUCCCUUCUACGUGCGUCAUGCUGAAAUGGAUGAACAAGGUAAACCCAAGGUCGAAGUCACAAUUCAUCCCAAGGGUUCAAGUUCAUCUAUCCCUCUCUUGAACAACUAUGAAAGCUUCGAUUCAACAACGUCACCCAACUACGACAACAGAAAGACACAACGUUAUAGUAAAUCAAAUAGAAAUAACACAAAUAUGUCUGCUGAUGAUAUGAUGCAAAUGAAAUCACAUCGUCGUCCACAAGGCCCUGAAUCCGAGGAUAAUAUCACACCUAACCCUGAACAUACGGAUUUAAUGGCUCGUAUUGCGGGUUUAUUACAAAAUAGCAAACAUUAGAGAAAGAAAACGUAAUAAAACAAAUCAUAUAAACUGUACAUGAGAAACAAAUCUGUCUUUCGGGUCCUCUGUACACGCUUACACGCAUAAAA
Messenger RNA from Mucor mucedo, 1082 nucleotides. RefSeq lists its product as uncharacterized. NCBI's taxonomy places the organism in Eukaryota, Fungi, Mucoromycota, Mucoromycetes, Mucorales, Mucoraceae. The transcript has a single exon. The record is from RefSeq and is a predicted model, not a curated record. The coding region runs from base 25 to 990 and encodes 321 amino acids.